This is a messenger RNA of Candidozyma haemuli, 1782 nucleotides long. RefSeq names its product Hsp90 cochaperone (gene STI1). Lineage: Eukaryota; Fungi; Ascomycota; Pichiomycetes; Serinales; Metschnikowiaceae. Gene Ontology annotation, molecular function: Hsp90 protein binding. The record is from RefSeq and is a predicted model, not a curated record. Bases 1 to 1782 code for a protein of 593 amino acids. The transcript has a single exon.
AUGUCUGCUGAUGAAUUCAAAGCCGAGGGUAACAAAUUCUUCGCCGCCAAAGACUUCGAUAAGGCCAUCGAGCAGUUUUCCAAAGCCAUUGAAGCUUCUGAAGUGCCUAACCAUGUUCUCUACUCCAACAGAUCAGCUUGCUACGCUUCCUUGAAAAACUUCACUAAGGCAUUGGAGGACGCUGAAAAGUGUGUGGAGGUCAACUCUGAGUGGGCCAAGGGCUACAACCGUGUUGGUGCUGCUCAGUACGGAUUGGGUAACUUGGAUGACGCUAAGUCUUCGUACUCUAAGGCCUUGGAGUUGGACCUGGCUAAUGCUAUGGCCAAGAGCGGUUUGUCUGCUGUUGAGGAGGCCGAGAGAUCCCGUAAUGCCGAGGGCGACAUGGGCUUGGGCAAGAUGUUCUCUGAUCCAAACUUGAUCACCAAGUUGAAGAACAACCCAAAGACUGCUGAAAUGAUGAACGACCCUAACUUGGUCACCAAGGUUUUGCAGUUGCAGCAGAACCCAAAGGCUGGUAUGCAAACCAUGCUUUCUGACCCACGUAUGAUGACCAUCAUGGGUGUUUUGAUGGGCAUUGACUUGAACAUGUUCGAUAAGGAUGCUGCUCCUGGUGCUGCUGGUGGACCAGCUGAAGGCCAGCUGAGCAAUGAAUCCCUGGCUACUGCUGUUGAGGAGCCUACGCCAUCCACUGAGUCUAGGUCAGCUGAGUCUAAGUCAGCCGAGGAACCAAACAAGGCUGAAGAGCCAGCUGCCACUCAGUCUGAGGAUGUUGAAAUGGAGGAUGCUUCUUCCAAGUCCGAAGCCGAUGCCGCUAAGGCUCAGGGUAACACCUUGUAUAAACAGAGAAAGUUCGCCGAGGCUAUUGAGCAAUACAACAAGGCCUGGGAGCUCCAUCAGGAUAUCACCUACUUGAACAACAGAGCUGCCGCUGAGUUCGAGAACCAGGAUUACGAUGCUGCUAUCGCCACCUGCGAGAAGGCUGUGGAUGAAGGUAGAAGCAUGAGAGCUGACUACAAGCUUAUCGCCAAGUCUUUCGCUAGAAUCGGUAACUCUUACUUGAAGAAGGACGACUUGGAGAACGCCGCCAAGUACUUUGACAAGUCUUUGACUGAGCACAGAACUCCAGAUGUGUUGACCAAGUUGAGAAACACUCAAAAGGAGAUCAAGACCAGAGAAGCAGAGAGCUACGUCAACCCAGAGAAGGCCGAGGAAGCCAGAGUAGAAGGUAAGGAAUACUUCACCAAGGGUGACUGGCCAAAGGCUGUCCAGGCUUACACUGAAAUGAUCAAGAGAGCCCCAGAGGACGCCAGAGGUUACUCUAACAGAGCUGCUGCAUUGGCCAAGCUAAUGUCAUUCCCUGACGCUGUCGAAGACUGCAACAAGGCUAUCAAAUUGGAUCCAACUUUCAUUAGAGCAUACAUCAGAAAGGCCAACGCCCAAUUGGCCAUGAAGGAAUUCUCCCAUGUCAUUGACACAUUGACCGAGGCCCGUACCAAGGACCAGGAGUUGAACAACGGUAAGAACCUCAGUGAGAUUGACCAAUUGCUGAACAAGGCCAUGUCCCAAAGAUUCUCUUCCAUUGAAGGUGAAACUUCUGAGCAAACCAUGGAGAGAGUGUCUAAGGACCCAGAGAUUGUUCAGAUCUUGCAGGACCCAGUUAUGCAAGGUAUCUUGGGCCAGGCCAGAGAGAACCCAGCUGCUUUGCAAGACCACAUGAGAAACCCAGAGGUGGCCAAGAAGAUCAACACUUUGAUCGCAGCCGGUGUUAUUCGUACUCGUUAA